Messenger RNA from Gavialis gangeticus (Gharial), 3812 nucleotides. RefSeq names its product sperm-associated antigen 5 (gene RSKR). Gene Ontology annotation, biological process: cell division; protein phosphorylation; regulation of attachment of spindle microtubules to kinetochore. Gene Ontology annotation, molecular function: protein kinase activity; ATP binding. The coding region runs from base 1 to 3663 and encodes 1220 amino acids. The record is from RefSeq and is a predicted model, not a curated record. The transcript has 33 exons. Lineage: Eukaryota; Metazoa; Chordata; Crocodylia; Gavialidae.
AUGGGGAGUGCCGUACCGGGCUGGGUCCGAGCGGGCCCACCCCAGAGCAGGUCGCAGCAGGUGACCCCUGCUCCGCUGGCUCUGCAGGGCGGUGGUGUGGCGGCUGAGCCCGCCUGGCCCCGCAGCUGGAAGCGUGUCCUGUGCCGUGUGGGGAGCGCCGUGUCAGGGCUGGAGCGGGUCCUGGUGGCCAGGACUGAGGGGGCUGAGUCGCCGCGGGGGCCGGUCCCCACGGCCGAGCAGCUGCCCCGGCUGGUGCAGAAAGUGGUGUCGGAGUGGCCGCUGCCGCAGUGUGUGGCCCUCUUCCUCCCCGAGUUCCCUGUGCGGCCCCCCAUCCACCAGCAGCAGCUCAAGGUCCUGGGCUUUGUGGCCAAGGGCUCCUUCGGCACGGUCCUGAAGGUGCUGGACUGCAGGCGGGAGACAGUGGUUGCGGUGAAGGUGGUGCCCAAGGUGGAGGUGCUGCGGCGGGACACCCUGAAGCAGUGCAAGGAGGAAGUCAGCAUCCAGCGGCGGGUGCAGCAUCCCUUUGUUCACUGCCUCGGGGACAGCUGGCAGGGACAGCGGCACCUCUUCAUCAUGUGCACGUACUGCAGCACCGGGGACCUGCACACGCUCUGGGCCGCUUCGGGGCACCUGGAGGAAGUCACCGUGCGCCUGUUUGCGGCUGAGCUGAUCCUGGUGCUGGGGUACCUCCACGACCUGGGCAUUGUGCACCGCGACGUGAAGAUGGAAAACAUCCUCCUGGACGCGCGAGGGCACCUGAAGCUGACAGACUUCGGCCUUUCCCGGCACCUGCCGCGGGGGGAGCGGGCCUACACCAUCUGCGGCACGCUGCAGUACAUGGCCCCCGAAGUGCUGAGUGGAGGUCCCUACACCCACGCUGCUGACUGGUGGUCCCUGGGGGUCGUGCUCUUCACCUUGGCCACGGGACAGUUCCCCGUGGCGCCUGAGAGAGACCACGUGGCCAUGCUGGCGAGCGUGACCCGGUGCAGCUACGCGGUGCCGCCCAGCCUGAGCCGGGCGCUGUCCCUCCUGCUCAGCGAGCUCCUGUGCCGCAACCCGCUGCAGCGCCCGCGCCACCUGCACCACUUCAAGGCCCACCCCUUCUUUCGGGGUGUGACCUUUCGGGACGCCGGCACCAGCGUCACCCCGGUCUCGGCCGCCUCGGCGGGCACCGGCACCACCCCGCGGGCCCUGCUGGAGCGCGGCACCAACACCUCCGGGGCUGGGCCCCGCCGCGCCAAGGACAGCGCCGCCGAGACCGACUCCCUGCUCUGGCAGUGUUUCCGGGAGCAGCUGAGCUCCCUGUCCCGGUCGGAGCUGGAGGGGCGGCUGGAGAGCACCCUCAUCAUCGUCGAGGCCCUCUCGUACCAGCUGCAGGGCUGGCAGCAGAGGCAGGGGCCGGCGCCUGGCGUGGGGCCGGCCGAGCAGCGAGACGUGCCCACGCAGACCGACCUCGCCUGCCCUGGGGCGGAGGAGCGGUUUUAUCACGACCUGUAUCUGGAGUCACGAGAGCGAGUCCAGACCCUGCAGCGGCACCGGGAGAGCGAGCAGGCCCUGCGGCAGGCGGUCCAGCAGGCCACAGGGGAGAUGCGAUCCUGGGCCCUGGAGUCGCGGGCUUUCCUGGACUUCACAGCCACCUCCCUGCAGCAUCUGCAGACCGACCGGCAAGCCCUGGGCCAGGAGCGAGAGCAGCUGAGGGCCCUGCUGUCCCGGUGCCGGAGCUCGCUGGAGGGGGCGGCAAGCAAGCUGCAGCGCUGCCUGGAGGAGCGGGAUGAGGCGCGGCGCCGCCAGGGAGAGGCCCUGCAGGCCAAGGAGGCGGGAGACGCAGUCUUGGAGGAGCUCCGCUGCCACGCCGGCGCCCGCAUCUGCUGCAGCGAGCUGGGGCUGGCGGCCCAGAGAGAGCUCCGUGCCCUGCUGGAGGGGGCGCGCCGGCACCAGGCAUCCUGGGCCCUGGAGUCGGAGUCGUUCCUGGAAUUCGCCACCGUCUCCCUCUUCAUGCUGCAGGAUGACCGGCGAGCCCUGGGCCAGGGGCAAGAGCAGCUGAGGGCCCUGCUGUCCCGGGGCCGGAGCUCGCUGGAGGGGGUGGCGAGCAAGCUGCAGCGCUGCCUGGAGGAGCGGGACGAGGCGCGGCGCCGUGAGGGAGAGGCCCUGCAGGCCACGACGGCGGUGUCCAGCAGGCUGGAGGAGGUGACGGCGCAGCGGGAGGCGGCGCUGGCUGCGCUGCAGGACUCGGUCGCUCAGGUGGAGCAGCUCACAACAGCCAGCUCGCGUCUGGGCACAGAGCUGAGUGCCACGGUGCGGGAGCUGGCUGUGGUCGAGGUCGAGCGGGACCAGUUGCAGGAGGAAAACACCAGUUACACCCAGGAGACGGCGCGGCUGAGGCAGGAGCAAGAGGCCCUGCAGCAGGAGCAUGACAGGCUGCGCCAGGAGCUGUGGGAGAUGACCGAGUGCCACGAGUUCAUCGACCAGGAGAACCGCGUGUCCCGUGCCCAGCUGCUGGAGACGGAGCACAAACUGAAGUCCACGCUGGCCACCCUGCGGGAGCGCAGCAUGCAGCACGAGGAGCUGCAGGACGCCUACCAUGGCCUCAAGAUGGAGGAGAGUGCCCUGCGCCAGGAGCUGAAGGCCUGCCAGGCACAGCUCCAGGACCUGCAGCUCAAGAGGGAUGAGGUCCUGAAGUCCUCGUCAGAGAUCGCCCGGGGCACUGACCAGCUGCUGGGCCUUGCCAGGGCGCUGCGUGCUGCCCAGCAGGAAGAGGCUGACGGGGCCUUGUCUUGGAGUAGAGCCUGCACCCCCGCCCGCCAGACCCCGCAUCGCCUACAUACCUCCUUCGUGGGCAGCGUCCUGAAAGCUAUGGCAGGGAAAGACCCUGAUGGUGAUGGCAUUGGAGUCGGGAGUGCAUUCGCCAAGGUCGAGCCAGCAGCUCCUCAGAAGCCAGCCGAGGCCGAGGCGAGCCUGCUGGAGCGCGUGCAGGAGCUGAGGCACACCAUCGCAGACCUUGUUGCCGCGAGCAGCCUGGCACAGGAGGCAGAGCAGGAGAGAGCUCAGGCACUGCAGGCAGAGAUCGUGGACCUGAAGCAGCAGCUGGAGACCCUGGGGGCAGAGCUGGAUGCCCGCGACGCCAGCAUCGCCAAGCUGAACAAGGUGCUGAGAGUCAAGUUACAGAGCGAGAAGGAGCUGCAGGAGGUGGUGCAGCAGCAGGAGGAGAAGAUGUUGCAGCUUAUUGACAGGAGUGGCGAGGUCACGAGCCUGAAGACGGAGGUGUCUCAGCUGCAGCGGGCACUGCAGCGGGCGGAGACAGAGGCCAAGGUGCUGUGGGAGGAGGUGAGGGGCCAGCAGCCCCCUGCGGACACCAGCAAUGUCCAGGAGAAGGUCUGGUUGCGGCAGGAGGUGAACAAGCUGCGGGAGCUGCUCCUGGAGAAGGGGAAUGAGAUCUCGCUGCUCUCCAGCAAGUACCUAGAGCAGAGGCGGAUCCUUGAGGGGCGGCUCCAUCAGGUGCAGAAGGUGCUGAAGAGUCAGGAGGAGACGGAGGAGAAGGUCAAGGAGGCACUGUUGUCCAUUCCUGACGUGGUGGCCACGAGCUCCCAGGAGCUGCAGGACGUGCUCCGGUACCUGGGGCUGAAGCCAGCGGCUGCCAGCGAGUGCCCAGCAGCCACCCUGUAGCUGGUGGUGCCCAGUGCUCUCCGUGGCCACCUGCCCUGCACCGUGCCCAGCCCAGCCGGUUUCUGGUCCUGCCUGUGUGUUGCGCGUGGGGGAGGUGGAGCUGUACAGUCUUGUAUCAUAAAUCUGUUUAUUCAAUAAAGUGUCAUGCC